GGAUAUAACCACGAGCAAUGGAUUCGAAAAAAAAAUCCAAUAGAAGACAUGGAAAGAAGGGUGAAGAAAAGGGCUUUAUUUACCUGGUGCAUCGCGUUGUUUUUUCACCGCACAGCGGACGCGCGUCUGUGUGGUCUCGCAUUUUUCGUGUGUACAAAAAUCCGACAUCACGUAUCAGUACAUCAGUGUGAGAUUAACACAGCUGCGUCGUAAUACUAGAAGGUCACCGAUAUGCUGUUGUAACGAGUUUUCUUUAACUUUGGCUAAUCUCAGUUUUUCUAAACUGCAUCGAACCCGUUACAUAGUGCGUUGUAAAAACAAUAUAAAUAUGAAAAGCUUGAUGUGAGACCGUCAUCUGUUCAACAAGGCCAAAAGUUAAAAAGUGUGUAGGUGCAUUUUAAUUCAGCUAAUGCAUCACACAUAAACACGGCUCACCCACGCAAGCGCAUUCACGACAUUGGCACCAUACUGACUCUGUGUGUGUGUGUGUGUUUGUCACGAAUUUUGUUCCAUUCAGUGCACCCGUUCGUGACCCAAUUAGACAAGUAUAUUUUUCGGCAGUGCUACAUCAAAAACAUGUCUUCUUCGAUACACGAGAAGGAGCCAGCAAAUGGCAACGGAAUAACCGGCAUGCCACCAGCAGCAACGCAUUGGUACGGCAGCGGUACGAAUGGGACAGAUUUGCAGCGUCCCCGGAGGCUUUCGUUCAACGGAUCCGAUAUGGAGCUGUCCGACCUGAAGGGUGAUCCGGGCGUACAGGGGGCAAGGUCCGAAGAGCAGAAAAAUGCCAUCGAUACGAAACAAACGCUAAUCUUGCUCGCCAUCGCCACAACGCUUGCAGUUUCCAUCAAAUAUCUACUUCCGACCUUCGAUUUAGCAUCGUAUCGAUCGAUAGGUUCCAGAGUUGCCGUAGUGGCAGACAAUGUGUGGCAAGAUUUCUUAGACCGCUGCACCCGCCUUAAGCCACCGACAUUUUCGUGGAAGAUGGAACACUUCGUACAACAGAUAGCAACGGCAUCCCACGCGCUGUAUGCGGUCGGUUUUGGGCUGCUACUUUCAUCAUUCACCUGGUACAUCAUCUAUCUGGAUAGUAGCAUUCCAGGAGUGAAUCCACCGACUCCAUUCUCCGCUUCCAAGCAACGCUACCGUGGUGGACCAGCCAGUAAGGAACGAAGAUUUCACUUACCCUACAUAACGGCCCUGCUAAGUGGAGUGGUGGGAUUUUUAAUUGUUCUAUUCGUCAACGAGUAAGCGCAACCCCGGGCGAUCAGAGUGGAACGCGCCAACACCAUCUUCAACACUUCCGCAAAGUGCCUCGAAAUGUAAUAAUAUGAAAAUGGGGCUUGAAUUCUGCUUUCGCAUUCCGGCUUAAGUUUCGUGUUCGUUUUCGACAAACAUUGUACGCGUUUUGUGCACAAAAGAGCAGUAUCGUAUUUAUUUUAGAAUAAUUUUAUGUUUACUAACAGUUGUAAGGUUUAGGUUUUCGUUCGAUUUCUAACGAACAGAACUAACGCAUAAUUGUGCAUAUAGUAGGGAAAUGUGAAAAUCAUUUCAUUGUUGUUUAAAACAAAUCCUUUCAUGUCUGAUUUUGCUAGGAAGAGAAGGGUUCAGUUUCUCUUUUUUAUAUUCAUAUUGCAUUAGUACAAAUAAUACACGUGUUUGUUUUUCUAUUAUCGAAACAAGUUUUCUUCGUGCUCGAAUGAAAUAAAUUAAUUGUAAAAGAGUACAAUUACCAACCAUUA
Messenger RNA from Anopheles funestus (African malaria mosquito), 1742 nucleotides. RefSeq lists its product as uncharacterized. The record is from RefSeq and is a predicted model, not a curated record. The transcript has 3 exons. Bases 577 to 1251 code for a protein of 224 amino acids. Lineage: Eukaryota; Metazoa; Arthropoda; Insecta; Diptera; Culicidae.